GUCGCCACCACCACCGCCACCACCGCCGCCGCCGCCGCUGCCGCCACGGGGCUUAUUACCGAGCCCCCCUUCCGCAGUGGAGCGCGACACAAGCGACCGACAUCGGUUAUGGAGCUAUGGAGGCCGCGGAGCGAAAUACCGAUUCGCCCUGCAUCUCCGCCGUCCUCUCGUGCCUCGCGCUUUCGGUCGUGUACGUGGCGAGCCUCUAUGUCUGGAGUUCACCGCACAACAGGGAACAUCCGUCGACGAUAAAGAAGCGAUUUUUUAGUGUGUUUAUCAUGACUCUCAUUUCACCAGUUCCUUUGUACUUUGGAAUGAACGAGAAUGUAUUCAGAAAGACAACCAUAUGGGAAUUGCUGGGUCUACGAUGGUCCGGCUUGAUACAGGCUACUGUGAUACCAUUGCUUCUAACGAUGAUCCUGUUCCUAGGCCCUCUGAGUCUGCAGGGAUUCAAUGGCUUGUGGCGAUUGUACACUGGUCAGCAUCCAAAAUUGCAUUUCAGAAUCCGAUACGCUCCUCUUGAAAGUGCACGAUGA
Messenger RNA from Harpegnathos saltator (Jerdon's jumping ant), 536 nucleotides. It is a transcript of the gene Sras, whose product is annotated as Ras converting CAAX endopeptidase Sras. The record is from RefSeq and is a predicted model, not a curated record. Gene Ontology annotation, biological process: CAAX-box protein processing. Gene Ontology annotation, cellular component: endoplasmic reticulum membrane. The transcript has 3 exons. Gene Ontology annotation, molecular function: metalloendopeptidase activity. Bases 117 to 536 code for a protein of 139 amino acids. NCBI's taxonomy places the organism in Eukaryota, Metazoa, Arthropoda, Insecta, Hymenoptera, Formicidae.